AUGGUGUCGCCUUUGCCACCUCCAGCUCCGACUCCUCCCACCGGCGCCAUGGUUCCUCCCACUGGUGACCGCACUUCCAACCUGCUGAACUUGCUCAAGUUCAGCGGUGCUGGCGGCCAGCCGUCGCAGGCUCAAGCCCAGACUUUCCAGCAGAGUCAGGACUCGUUCCAGCACUUUCAACAGCACCAGCCGCAGCCGCAGCACCAGCCGCAGCAGCAGCAGCAGCAGCACCAACAGCCGCAGCACGCUCUCCAGCACCACCAACAGUCGCAUCAUCAAGCUCAGCAUCAGCAUCAGCACCAGGCAGGUCCUGCUAUGCAGGCCCCUGCUCCUUUCCCGACGCAGAUCUUGGCCCCUGCCCCUUCGUCGCAGGACCCUAGUGGUCUCCUCCGUGCUCUCAUGAGCGGAAGCCACGAGAACGAGGAGCCAAAGCAACACGAUACUCCGCCGACCGCGACCUUUGGUGCUGCGUCGCCGCCCGACGAGACACGCACUUACCUGCUUAAUCUCCUCAACCGCCCGAAGCCCAGCCAAAACGAUCAGCCUCUUCUAAACGAGGGCUCUCGCCACGGCAGCUUCCAGCAGUCGAACGAGUCACCUGUCGAUACCUCCAGGCAUCUGCACCAGGUUCUGGACAACGCAUCGCAGGGACAGAGUUCGUCGCACCUAUCCCAGCACAACCAGUACGAGACCUCCGACAGGCAUCACUACGAGCAGCCUGCCGCCGGCUACGGCUCGUACUCGUUCCAACCCAACCAGGAUGGUAGCAUUCCUGUGUCUAGGCUGUUCGGCAACAGCUACAACAACUACGAGGAUCACCAGACCCCGUCGUCACAGCACCAUACCCCCAAGUCCAGCAACGCGGCUGUGCCCCACGCCCACUCGGCUGGACAGUCUCCCGCUGGACCGCCCUUCCUGAUCCUGAAGAAGGGAGACGGCUCGCCUACGCCUCCAGGUGCAGGCCGCAAGAACAUCAGCCACGAGCGGAGCCCUCUCGCUAGCCCCCAGAGCCUCCGCAGCCAGGCUGUUCACAGCAAUGUGUCCCCUGCGGGUAACGCCAUUGGCAAUCCGACGCCCGGCUCUGCGGCCUCGCUUGCCAGUCCGGGCCGUGCUGAUAGGAACCCGGAGACUGUCUCGGAAGCUAUGCAUGAUCUUGCCGAAACGGCGGAUCAGGAAGCUCAGGAGGCACUUGCCCGCGCCGAGGAUGAGCCUGACCAAUCUGAUUACCUGAAGGACCUUGACGACUUGGAUAACGCGAGGACCGAGCAGGAAUUUGAAGAUAUCGCGCAGCAUGCUGCCCUAGCCAUUAAGAAGGAGCUGGAUCGGGCCGAGAACAGCGAUCGUCGUCAUCGAAGAAGAGCCUGCGCAGUGGUCAAGGUCUACAACUUCCCUAUGAGGCCGUGGAUCAGCAUUCAAGUCAACGACAAUGGCGACAUUGAGCGUCCUCAGCUGCGUGACGAGGCUAUUAUGGAUAUCGCUCGCCUCAGAAAGGAGUUUGAUCAGAUCGACCGAAACCUUUACACGGCCACUGAGCGGUACAUGGUGUACGGCAUGUCCAAGGCCGGCGGUCUGCGCGUCAUCCGCCAGGAAGAUGGUAGAGAUGCUAAGAUCUUCACCGACACCAAGGACCGCAUCUUCAACGUCGCCAUGUCCUGCACCGCCCCUGACCACGACGGCGCGCACCGGGAGACCAUCAUUGGUACUGGCAUCAGCGGCACCGUCUUCUGGGUGCAGAUUCGCAAUGGCGAAAAGGACCACAUUGAGGAUGCGAACCCUGAGCAGUAUGGCUUCGCUCUUCCCCCCAUGUCGUUCCACGAGGGAGACACGCCGGGUGGAGUGCUCAAGACUCGCGCCCGCUCAUCCACCAUCCACCCCGAGUUCUUUGCUGUUGGCCGCGGAAAGUCUAUUAACAUUAUCUGGCCUUCGUUCAUUAUGCAACAGAACCUCUUCAAGCCUGGACACGAUCGUGUCGUCGAUACGGAGCAACUGGCUAAACAGUGUUCGUUGAAAAUCAACACUGGCAAGGCUGGCAAGGACUUUACCUUCAGCCAGGACGAUACCGUCAUCGUUUCGCUUGACAAAUCUGGUCGCGUCAAGUUCUGGGAUGUUCGAGAUCUCACCGCUGCCAAGGAGGGCAGCGACCCUCGCGCCCCUAUCCCUGCGCACACUUCUCUGGAGCUUUGGGACCUGGCCCUCGGUAAGCCCGUUCAGGAGUUCAACCUCCCACACAGCAAGGAGUCAGAUGCAGUGUGCAGCGUCAUGUACCACGCGCCUACCGGCAUGUUGAUCAUUGGUCAUCCAACACGCAAUUCGAUCUACUUCGCCCAUCUUUCGGCCCCUAAGUAUAACCUCAAGAGCGUUUCGCAGGUCGACUACAUCAAGCGCCUCAUCGACCAUGACACCACCAUUCCCCAGCCUGACUCGACCGCGGUCAUUAGCGGUGUCCGCGAGUACUCAUUUGCCAACCGGGGAAUCCUGCGCAGUCUCGACCUGCUGUCCACCCCUGCCAUGAGCCAAGACUCUGACGAGCCGACCUUGUUCGAGCUUUACGCGAUGCACUCCAAGGGUGUUGCGUGUCUCUUGAUCAAGCAGGCAGAGCUCGGCUGGUCAAAAGACAACAAGGUCCUGGCACCGGUCUCAGCUGUGGAUGCUGGUGUUGUGAGCAUUUCCAAGCUCAAGCCACCUCAUGCCCUCCCGGCCGAGCCCGCCCAUCAGGAGCCUGCACCCGCGCCUGCGGCGCCUGCUCGUUCCAACACCAAAGAGUCUACUGCGCACACUGCGCCAUCUUCCCAAGAUGAGGACCGCCACGCGCCCCGGGGCUUCCUCAAGAAGCAGGAAUCCAAGGAUGAGGACACUCCUACGACCGCUCCCGUCAAGGACGACAAGCCUGAGAAGGCGGAGCGUAAGGGUCGUAAGAAGAAGGCGGCCGCAGUCGCUGCAGCUGCCGCUCUGGCCGCCGAAUCGCAGUCGCAAUCCAAUGGUGGCAGCCAAUCACCUCGUGUCACCCCCAAAGACUCGAAGACCGCCACCGCUGCUGCUCCUGCGGUGCCUUCCAGCUAUGUGUCGAUGGAGUCCAUCGAGACCGUCAUGAAUUCUCUGACAACGAUGGAGUCCCGUCUGAACAGCAGCUUCGCCGGUACCAUCAAUGCCGCCAUCAAGUCACUUCACACCAAGCUGGAAGACGGCCAGCGCGAGCGUGAGAAAGAUUUUGACCAGCAUCAAAAGACCUUGUUGACCAUGAUCUCUGAUGUUCUCAAUGAGAACACCCAGAAAGUCUUGGAAUCCUUGAUCCAGGGACAAUUCGACCUCGCUAUGCCUACCAUUUCGGACGUUGCGCGCAAGGCGGUCUCGGAGCAGUUCAGCUCUGGUACAAACCGCCAGUUGUCGCAGACCAUUCAGAAGGAGAUCAACAAGAGCCUUCCCUCGGCAACACAGCAUGCUCUGCAGAGCACUGACUUCAUCAAGGGACUCUCGGACCGUGUUGGGUCCACAGUCGCUGCGAACGUCCAACGCGAAGUUGUCCACUCGCUGACCAACCAGAUGUCGACUGCUUUCACCACGAUGGCGACCACAGCUUGCCAACAGGUGGCCGACGAUUUGCAGCGUCAGCACCACGCCGAGAUGACAGCACUUCACGAACAGCGUGCUGCUGAUAGCAAGAAGAUCGACGAGCUGCACACUGCUUUCGCGCAGUUGACCAGCAUGGUAUCUGGCAUGGCAGCCACACAGGAGCAGUUCCAAACCGAGUUCAUUCGCUUCCAGCAGCAGACGACGAAGAACCCUGGGCCCUUGCAGCAGCCGAUCCCUGCUCAGCAGCACCAGCUCCCACCGGCUAUACAGGGCCAGGAGUAUGGGCCGCGCCACGGCCAGGGACCUAGCCAGGUCCACAGCCAGGGCCUCACCCAGAUGCAGCAGCAGGUCCAGCGAAUGCAGGAGCACAUGCAGCAGCAGCAGCAACAGCAGCAGCAAGGCAGCCAGCACUAUGGUUCGAUGCAGAGCCCCGAGACAUCGCAGCACCGUUCUGUGGGCUAUCAGCAGUCCCAGGCGUCUUCGCACGGACAUGGACAACACGGCGCUCCCUACCAGCAGAGUCAUGCCAACUCGCAGGCCCUCACCCUCGCCAACCAAAGCCAGGGCGAAGAGGAGUUUGACCAGGAGCUGGCUGACUGCGUGGCUCGUAUUGACGGUCUUAUCAAAGCAGGCAGGACUGAAGAUGCCCUGCUUCGCUGGCUGCAGUCGGGUCGUGAGCAGUUCAUCUUCGACCGACUCAUGAGCAAGUACAGCCCGCAGCUGGUUCUUGAUGGCAUGCCUGGUCUGCUCCUACUCACAAUCGCAACCACGAUUUGCCAAAGCCUCGACUCUGUUACCCGUGAGCGUGUUGCCUGGCUCGAGGUGGUCGUUCAUAAGAUCAGCACCGAUUUUGACAAUAUGGAGGCCGAUGCUCGCGCCAUCACCCCCAAAAUUUUCCACCUCAUCAUCACCAAUACGGAGAACCUGUUUGUUCGGAUUAGCAGCACUCGUGGCAACGAUCCGAUCCUGAAGAACCUCUCCCAGAUGAUGGGCGUUGCCAAGCGCACGCUUGAAACCCACAGCACUCGCCAUUACGGCUGAGUCUUCCACACGGCAGGCGAGCUUGUUGUCUCGCAAUUUGACGACAUGACGAUUUCUAGUACAUAGAGAGGCAUCCCUGCAGAAGGAGCUUGACCACGCUCGACAUAAUCUGGAGCUGAUAGGUAUGCGAGUCGAGGGUCACCAUACUGGCCCUUUUCUCGCACCCAUUGGGAGCCAAGGUAAUGGGCCACGGUACAUACCGC
Messenger RNA from Verticillium alfalfae VaMs.102, 4814 nucleotides. RefSeq lists its product as hypothetical. The record is from RefSeq and is a predicted model, not a curated record. Lineage: Eukaryota; Fungi; Ascomycota; Sordariomycetes; Glomerellales; Plectosphaerellaceae. Gene Ontology annotation, cellular component: P-body. The transcript has 4 exons. The coding region runs from base 1 to 4611 and encodes 1536 amino acids. Gene Ontology annotation, molecular function: protein binding. Gene Ontology annotation, biological process: deadenylation-independent decapping of nuclear-transcribed mRNA.